Molecule: messenger RNA, 675 nt
Organism: Humulus lupulus (European hop)
Lineage: Eukaryota; Viridiplantae; Streptophyta; Magnoliopsida; Rosales; Cannabaceae
Product: protein EXPORTIN 1B-like
Exons: 9
Coding region: 16-675 (219 amino acids)
Biological process (GO): protein export from nucleus; ribosomal large subunit export from nucleus; ribosomal small subunit export from nucleus
Cellular component (GO): nucleus; cytoplasm
Molecular function (GO): nuclear export signal receptor activity
Source: RefSeq, a predicted model, not a curated record
CUAUUAGUGAUCUUAAUGAAAGGCAUGAUUUUGAAGCAUGAUUGGCCAGCAAGAUGGCAAAGCUUUAUUCCUGAUCUUGUUUCAGCUGCUAAAACUAGUGAAACAAUUUGUGAGAAUUGCAUGGCUAUAUUGAAGCUUCUAAGUGAAGAGGUGUUUGAUUUCUCAAGAGGAGAGAUGACUCAAAGUAAGAUAAAGGAGCUUAAACAAUCAUUGAACAGUGAAUUUCAACUCAUUCAUGAGCUAUGCUUAUAUGUACUAUCAGCCUCUCAAAGAACUGAGCUUAUACGUGCAACACUCUCCACAUUGCACGCAUUUCUCUCAUGGAUUCCCCUGGGAUAUAUAUUGGAGUCUCCAUUGGUUGCAGCACUUAAUUUUGGAGAUUUCUACAAUGCCCAGUACGUUAAGAUGUACACCAUAUUCUUGAAACUGUUGCAGACCAUGAUUCCUCUUAAUACAAACAUUCCUGAGGCUUAUGCAAUUGGUUCCAGCGAAGAGCAGGCUUUUAUUAAGAAUUUGGCUUUGUUUUUCACUUCAUUUUAUAAGUCUCACAUUCGUGUGCUGGAAACUCCUGGAGAGAACAUAGCUGCUUUGCUCAUGGGUGUUGAAUAUCUUACCAAAAUUUCAUAUGUGGAUGACACAGAAGUUUUCAAGAGCUUAUUGACUAAUAACUCAUAG